AUGAUCGCGGCGGGAGUGGCCGCCACACUUCUCAUCGCCCUUUCCACCAUCUACUGGCACAACAGCAAGAAGCUGACUUUCGCCCGAACCGUCGACGAUCGUGACAGCUUCUAUGACGUCAUCGCCCCGCCCCAUUGUUCGUUUCCUUCCCUGUAGAUGAAUUUCAACUUUUUUUUUGUAUUUUAUUGAUUUUCCCACUUUUUGUAUAGUUUCAGAGUUCUCACAGAAAAAAAAACCUUCAUUUUUUAUCGUUUGAAUUUUUGAGCGGUCCACGAGAUCCUGCACAACUCCUGCAAAUGGCCCAUUUUCUCCCCGUUUGAACCCGAUUUGCAGCCUUUUUUGGAGACGAGAAGGUGAUUUCUUUUAAUGCCGCACUUGGAAUGGCUCGACGCGUCGCGGUUUUUUCAAAUUCGAGCCAUUCCAAAUGCGACCAAAUUCACUCAAAAACCUUCGAAAUUCCAGAACUCGCCGAUGUACUGCGAAAAGUUCGGUCCGCGUCACAUUUGAUGACGAUUACGGUACAAUUUUAAUAUCUACAGUAGACGGGAGAGAUAUUUUGUAAGUUUUCCGGGUUACUGUAGCUUUUUAUCCAUUCUCAUUCCAGGUGUAAAGCAGUGAAUCUGCCGUCAAAUGAGGAGCAGAGGCUGGAAUUCGAGGUUGGUUACUAUAGGAUACUGUAGGUUAUUGUAGAUUUGAGAUUCUUCUAAUGUUGUUUAUUUUUGAUGCUUUUUUGCGCACUGAUUUUUUUCUAGAAAUGCCUGGAACUUCAAAUUUAUUCAUUUUCAGUAACCAUUUUAGAUUACUGUAGGCGUAGAAAAAUUUUAUAAAUUUUUGAAAUUGUUGAUUUUCGGGAUGGACUUCAUUUGCGUUUUUCUGAAUUUUCUUAACUUUUAUCUUCCGGUAGAUUACUGUGGAUUUACUGUAGGAUUUAUUUUUUUUUAAUUAAUUUCUAUCAUACUGUAUUCAUUGAAGGUUACUGUAGCUUUAAACGAUUUACGGAUGUUUAUAAUUCUUUAUUUCUGGACGGUGCUUCAGUUUCACAUUUCUCUCAGUUUUACUCUAGGAUUUUCAUUUUUUAAUUUUUACAGUAAUUUCUGAAGAUUACUGUAGUUCGAAGAGAAUUUAGCGAGUUUUAGAAUUUUUUAUUUCUCGGGAUGAUUCUUGUAUUGAAUUCGUUCUUUUCUCCUGAAUUUUUAUAAAUUUCUUCUCUUUGAAGGUUACUGUAGGUUUACUGUAGUUUUUUUAAAUUUUCGAUAACUUUUUGGUGUUCUGUAUUCAAUGAAGAUUACUGUAGUUUGAAACGGUUUUCUGAAGUUUAUAAUCCUCCACCUUCCGCAGUUGGGUGUACUGUAGAACUUCCGCUCUAGAUUUUUUUUGGGUUCUACAGUAACCCAUGAAGAUUACUGUAGCUUCAGAAAAUCUUUAUAAGUUUCGAAAUUGCUGAUUUUUUGAAAUUUUUCAUUCGCGUUUUUUUGUAUUUUCAUAACUUCCACUUUUUGAAAGGUUACUGUAGAUAUACUGUAGUAUUUUCAGUUUUGUAUUAAUUCUGUCAUACUGUAUUCAAUGAAGGUUACUUAAAUUUUCCUUCUUAAAUUUCUACAGUAACCUUCGAGGUUUACUGUAGUUUAAAACAGUUUUCCCGAGCUCUAAAAUUUCUGGUUUCUCGGGUUUAUUCAUGUUUUUCAUUCGUGUAUUUCUGAAUUUGCAUAAAUUCCUUCUUACUGAAGAUUACUGUAGGUAUACUGUAUAAAUUUCGUUUUUAAAAUAUUUCGGUCUUACUGUAUUCAAUGAAGAUCACUGUAGCUUUCAACGGUUUUCUGAAGUUUAUAAUCCGCUACCUCACAAAGUUGGUCUCUUGGUUUCACUGUAGGAUUUGAACUCUAGAUUUUUUUUUUGGUUCUACAGUAACCCAUGAAGAUUACUGUAACAGUAUCUCUUCCCAGUGAAUAAUUUUAGAUUCCACUGGAAACGAAACAAAACGUUCCCUUCGAGAAUUUCCUCGUCGAAUGUCAUAAAUCCGGCAAACUGGUCUACAGUAAUCCGUUUGUCAAUUUUGUAGGUUUUUUUUAGAAUUUAUACGGUAUUUAAAUUUUUAUUUUGAAAUAAAAUUAAUUCAGGCGGCCAGAAAACCAAGGAACGACUUCAAUGCUUCAGAGGUCUUUUAAUUGGAUUUUAAAUUUAAAUUUCGGAUUUUUCAGUCUUCUGAAGCUUCCUUGGCGAUUCUUACCGUAUCCAGCGCUUCAUACUCGGAAAUAUUGAGAAAAUUACCAAAAAGUUUGGAUUUUAUGCGAGAAAAUCGGUUCAUCUCCUACUCCAUGUUGAGCAAGGUACUUCUUGUUCUUCUAAGAAAAAGACUUUUAGAAUUUUUUUUAAAAUAAAUACAUAGUUAGUGGCCCCUAGAGGGGCAAACUGAGGGAAGGUUCCCUGAAGGGCCAUUAAAGCUUGCAAAAGUGGCCCCUCUAGGGGAAGCAUGCUUCAGGUAUUUUACCCUUCAAAUCAAAACAAAAAUUAGAAGACCACUACAGGGACCACUUAAACUUUAGGAGCUUAAAAGUCACACUCCAAGCCCCUUUAGAGACCACUUGAGUUUAAUCCCUCUAGAGAGCACUUUUUUGCCCCCUUCAGGGGCUUUUUUAACCUCGCCCCUCUAGGGACCACUAUGGCGUUCCUAUGAAAGAUUUCUUGUAAACUUUUUUUAAAGUGAAAAAAAUGUCAAAAAAACUUUGGAAAUUUAUAAUUAGUGAUUUAAAAAAAGUUUUCUGUUUCAAAACAGUUAAAAAAAGGAUUAUUAAAUGCACUAUUUUUGAUUUUAAGUUUUUCGACAGAAAAACUUUUGAUUAGACAUUCAAACAUUUUUUUCCCAAUGAAAGUAUGUGAAAUAUUCUUUUUAAAUGAUGGAUUUUCAGCCGCAAGUUGUAAGAUAUUGUCACUAAAUUAUUGAAAAAAAUGACUAAAAAAAUUACAUUUUUUUGGCUGAGAAGUUGAUUAAAAUCCAGAAAAAAAAAAUCGAGUUUGUUUGGAUUUUUUUUUUAUCGAGUUUGGAUUUCAAUUUUUUUACAUCAAGUGCGCUCCAAGGAGAGUUGAAUCUUCAAAAAAAAAAUUUUUUCAAGAAAUUUAUGAGCUUAUAAUGGUACAAGAGUCAAUGGGAAAUAAUCAAAAAAAUCAUAUUUCAAAAGAAAAGAUUCGAAAAAAGACAGGUCGAAUCGAGUCCCGAGGAGAAUUUCGAAAGGACUUUUGGAGCUUCUGAAAAUGGCAAGACUCUUUGGGAUUCCAUGAAAGGUUUGUUUUAAAAAUGACGUCAUCAAAUUGAUUAAUGACGUCACUCAGAUCGCGGUUGCGUCACGCUCACCAAUAAAAUCGCGAAAUCUUCUGGGAUUCCUCAAAAAUCCCUGGAUUUCGACCUGAGUUCCUGGAAAUCUACCAACAGUUUGAAUGAUUGUAACGCGGUAAGUUAGAAGAAAAUCUGGAAAAUGUGGUCGGUUUUGGACGGCGUGGUCGCAUUUGGAAUGGAUCGGUUUGAAACGGACGAACCGCAACGCGACCGCCACGCGUUGAACCAUUCCAAAUGCGACCAAAUUUUUAAAUUCAAAAAUUUUUUUGAUAUGGUUCAUUUCUUCAGAAAAUGACCAGUCAACUUUGAAAAAAACCCCCUUUUUCUGGAUUUUUUUCAAUUUUUUUCCCAUGCAUCGAUUUCAGGUCAAAAAAAUAAGCCUGACCAAAAAUUUUCUCAAAAAAUACGAAAAGUUUGAUUCUUGAAGUCCAAAAUCAAGAAUGGAUCAUCUUUUAAAAACACUGAAGGGGUCCCUAGAGAGGACUCUUGAAGGUUUCCCUCUAGGGGCCAAUUUAUUUCCUUUACAGGAGACACUGAAAAAUUGAAAAAAACUUAAAUUAGUAUUUUUUUAAUAUUCGCAGGCUAAUCAAAAUCCAGAUUUCUAGACAUUUUGGUUACGUAAAAAAAGUUGAAAUCAAAAAAAUUUCAAACCUUUUUGAAAAUGCCCGAAAACGGCGAACCGACGGACUUUUUCCAUUCUGUCGAAAAAUAAAAUAUAUUUUCAGACGCCUUCUGAAGUGGAAGUUUGGAAAAAGAUUCUCGUUGAAAUUCCGCGAUUCGUGUCAUUUUUCGCUGAUGGAAAUGGACAAUUUCGAGAAUUUCGGGUCGGAAGGAGACGCCGUUUUGAGGUAAAAAUAUAGAUUUUGUAGGAAAAAACGUUAUUUUUAUGCAGAAUAUUGUUACGAUGUUGAAAAAGUCGAAACCGAAAAAAUUUCCUUCGAAAACCUUUAAGUGGUCCCUAGAUGUUCACUUUUAUUUCAUUUCUUAAAAAUUUUAGGGCGGUCCCGGGGCCGAAAAAUUGGGUAAAAUCUAGGUGGUCCCUAUAGGGUUUAGGGUCGGACCCCUUAGCCCCUAAAGUCAAUGUGGUCGCUUUAGGGGUCUUUAAUUUUUGUUCAAAAAGGUUUAUUUGUUCAGUUUUUCACAUGAAAGUUUUUACUGACAUAGAGUUUAUAAAAGUAUCGACUAGAAUGACCCCUAUAGGGGCCACUUUUGCGAACUUUAGUGGCCCCUAUAGGGGUUAGUAGAGUGGUCCCUAGAGGGGACCCUGGAGUCCGCAAUUUUUUUGAAAAAAACAUUUCUAGCGUCGAUGUUCAACUGAAAUCGCAACUGCUUUUUUUUCAAAAAAAUCUCACAAUCAUUUAAAAAAAUGUCUCUAUUAUCCUAAAAAAAGAGUCCCGAAACAGAAAAAGGUAACUAAAAAUUUUCUAUAGCCGAGGGUAGCUUUCUUCUGGAAUUUUUUAUUCGAAAAAAAUGAUAUUUUAUCUCAAAAAUAUCAAUUUUUUCAAUGUUUGAGUUUUUCGAAUUCCUAAAAACUUACAUAUUCAUUCAAAAUUCCAGUGAGAAACAUUUUGAAGAAAAAAAAGUUAAAAAGUUCAUUUUUUUUUGGAAAAAAUGGGAAUUUCCGGAAAACGCGCUCUAUUGAGAACUCUAAAGGUACGGUGAGGGAUGUCAUCAUUUUUCUUCGUUUUUUUUUUGCUUUUUUUUGUAUGAAUGAUCAUUUAAAACCUUUGCUUUUUAAAUAUUUAUCGAAUAAAAUCAGUUUUCCUUCCAGAAAUGCCCUCGAGGUUAUGAAAGCCAAUGGAGUUUUCGAUUCGACGAUUAUUGUCAUAAUGUCGACGGAUGGGAUUAAAAAUGGGUCGGUUUUUGUGUUUUUCAUGUCAUUUUUUGAUAAAUUUCGAAUUUUUCGAUGUCUUUUUUUCGAAAAUUUACCUUUUUUAUGGAAAUUUUUUGGAAGAAAACUCGAAAAUCACACUUUUUAGGAGUUGAAUUCGUAUUUCUGUGAGUUUACUGUUCUUGAAAUAAUUUUUAUUGAUUUUUUUUCGCAAAGAAUACUUUCAGGUAAAUUGUUGUAGUAUGAAAAUGUUAAUUUUACAAGUUUACCGGAUUUUUUUUUUGAAAUUAACUUUUCUGUACCCUCAAAUGAAACAGUGAUGUGGUUUUGAGGCAUAUCUGAUGGAAAUUAUUAUUUUUUUUCAGUUUUGUUCGUUUUCCUUUCAAAUGGACCAUUGAGAAAUGAUUUAUAAUGAAAAAUUUCGAUGUUCCAGGAGGUCAACAAUACCAGGCAGAGUCGAGGAGCGAAAUCCAUUUUUUUCACGAUAAGAAUCCCGGAAAAAAAGUCCGGCGCGUCCAUCCCGAGCAUUUCCGGAAUCUCCUGGAGAAUUCCAACAGGUUCCUGUUUCAAAAAAUAGAUAAAGAUAAAAAAAGAGUAACUGAAAUCAUUUACGAAAAAGUGAGUUUAAAAAUCGAAAAAAAUCAAGCAAAAAAAUUGUCAAAAAUUUCCUUCGAAAAAAAAAAAGUUCGAAAUUUGAAAUAGAUUUGACAGAUUCAUGAAACCGUUCUGGGACUUUCAAAAAUGAAAAUGAUCGUUCUUCAAAGAUUUUUUAAACGUCACGAAAAAAAUCACACUUUGGAAACUGCUUCAGUUUUAGGAAGUUCAGUACUUUCCUAAUAUUUUCUUGAAUUUCCCGAAAAAAUUUAUUUUUUUCUGAAUAAUUUUUGCCCAAAAGCUGAAACAUUCUUCGAUUUUAAGGACAUUUGACUAUUUUUUGGAGAUUUCAAUGGAAAAUUUCCUUUUUAAGUUGGUUGGAAAGCAAGGCCUUAACGUUACUUUUACAAAAAUGACUUGCAGCCGACCCAAAACGGCUUGCGCCAGAUGGUAUCAGUAACCAUAUCUUAACUACUUGCAGACUUUAAAUUCGAAAAAAAAACCUUUUCCCCCUUUUUUUUGCUCUCUUUCAAAAGCGAUAAUGGGAAAACUCCAAUUUUUUUUUUGAGAAGCACGAAAAUUUUUGAUAUUGUGUAAAUUGGCGUCGAGUGCAUGCACCAAAACGUUAUAUCCUACGACAAUUUAUUUAUUUUUUUUUUUGAAUUUUUUUAUUUUAGAUUGGCCACAAACGCCGACGUAGCCCUGACGCUCAGAGAUUUGGCCGAAAAUCGGUUUCCGGAAAUAAUUCCGGCCCGAAAGUUGAAGCCCAAUCAGGAUGAUUUUGGUUUCUUUUUCGGCAUGAAAAUUAUUUUUUUUUUGAUUUCAGACGAACUUGAAGAGGACCACGAAGCUCACUCUUUUUCCCUGAUUCAGACGAUUUUGUGGGAGAAAAGGAGUUGCGAACAGGCUGGAAUCCGAGAAGAUUUAUGCCUCUGUAUGGUGGAAUUGGAAGACAGGAGCGAAUUGAUGGAUAAGUGUGGAUUGCUUUUUUGGUUAUGGGGUGAAAGAAAUUAGUUGCCUAUUUAUAAAAAGAAAAAAACUGAUCGGAAAAAGUCAUAAAAAAAAAAAAAGGUGAAGAAGUGAAAAAAACGAUGAAAAAUUUUGUAUGUUGAGGGAAAAACAAAAAUAAAUAAUAUUGCGGUUUCAAGGAAACAUAUUAUUGAAAAAGGUUGGAUCAGCAAAAUGAUAAAAAGAAUAGAAAAAAAUGGCGCCCAUUCAAAAAAAGUUUUCAUUUGAAAUAAUAAUGUUACGAGGUCUUGUAAAUUAUUGAACCGUUAAAAAAAAUGUCUUUCCAGUCAUUUUGAAACGUGAAAGUUGAGAAAUGAGUUCCUCAUUGAAAUAUGCUUCAAAUCGAAUAUAUUUCGAGAAAUUUUCUAGUUGUUCAAUGACCGGAUAGUCACUUGACAAAAAUUCUUCUCAGAUAUCAAUUUCUUACUAUAAGUGUAGAGAAAAUGUAGGCACACUGAAUUUUUGACUUAGACCUUGUUUCAUUUUUGAAAAAAACGGCUCGAAAAAAAGUAGUCUUGAUAUUUUUGAAACUUAGGCAAAGAAUUGGUUCAUUUGGAAAAAAACUGCGGGGGGGAUUCUAGAAUAAGGAGGGGGUCGAUUUUUGAUGAUAAAGGGAGCGAUCCUAACAUGAGGAGGGGGUCGAUUUUUAAAUGAUGUGGGGGCGAUUCUGAAAUGAGGGGAGGGAUCGAUUCUAGAAUGAUGGAGGAGCGAUUUCAGAAUGAGGGGGGCGAUUCUAGAAAGAGGGGGGAUUCAUGAAAAUAGCCUAGGCACAUUCUACAAUCGUCCCUCCACUUAUCACGCAAUGUGAGGGGCGAUUCUAGAAUAAGAUUAUGCCCCCCUUCGGAUCGAAAUUUGUCUUUGUGGGCGGGAGGAGGUGGGGGGCUUGUUCGGACAAGGGGGUGAAGGAUUCUGGAGUUUUCCCUCGCGGGGAAUUUUGAGGAAUAAAACUUUUUAUAUUUUUUUGACUUGUGAAACGAUUUUUCAUUUUUUUCCUACCUUGGAACCGCAAUCAAUUUUAUAAAAAAACAUUUUUUUUUGGAUUUUUGAGGCCAGAAAUAAGUUUUUUUAUGAAUGAUUGUAAUCGCCUGAAGUUUUGUCAGAUUUUUUUGAGAGCAAAGAAAAAAAUUUAUUGGGGAUAUUAUUUUUUUAAACAAUCAUUGUGAGGCUCUGACUUGUAACACAUUUACGAGCUCUUGAAAAAUUCUAAAAUUAAAAAGUUUUUUUGAGUGAGAUUUUAAAACGUGUGAAGGUGGAGAAAUGUAUUCCCAAUCAACAUACGUUCCAAAGUGGAAAUAUUUCGAAAAAAAUUCUAGUUUUCUAGUCGAAGUUAAUGCGGUUUCCACAAAAAAGUAUUCUUGAAAUAUUUUUUUCAAAAAAAUAAAAUUCAAAUUUUCUAAUUUAUUGAGGAGAUGGCUGUACAAGGAAAGGAGUUUUUUUUAAAAAAUUUUUUUCCGUAAAUUUUUUUAAUUUUUUUAUAUUGAUCCAAGGCUUCUGGAUGUGUUCAUUUAUUGGUAAGGAUAAAUAAAAAAAUAAAAAAAGAUAUAAUAAUAAAAAAAUAAAAAAAUAAAUACAAUAAAAAAAUAAAAAAAUAAAUGACGGAAGAGAAAAAAAUGUAAAAUGUAGCCAUUCUGGGUCAAAAAAAUCUCAAAAAAAUUUUUUUCUGCAAUCAGUUUUGACGUUAAUGACCAUUUAAAGCUAGAAAAAAAUGAACUGAUUGAAAAAAAGAAAAAUUCCGACAUUUUCCAGCACCUCCGACGAGUACAACACUCUAUACGAAAUGAUGCAAAAAGACAUUUUGGAGCACGAAAAAUGUGUCGUCGAAACGACGACCAAUGAGCUCCUUUUCCCGACCGUCCGCACUUUCCAACUCAACGACGCCGUCCUUGGAGUGUAAAUUCAUUGAUUUUUCGCCGGAAGUUUGUGAAAAAAUUGAAUUUUUAGGGCUUUUUUGUGAAAAUUGUAACGUUAUUUAGUGAUUUAGGGCUUUUAGGGCGAAAAUUCCAAAAUUUCACCUUGAGAUUGUAGAAGAAGCCGUCUUUUUCUUGUUGUGUGAAUUUUUAACGAUGAAAUUCGCCAAAGGCUCUCAAUUUUUCGGCCAAGGCGCUUUCUGUGAGGCGUAAGUUGUUUUGAGGUCGGGCGCAAAGAAAUUUCAUGAAUCGUAGAGAAAUAGGCCAUUCUUCCUGCGACCAUGGAUCCAUUCAGAAUAUAUUGAACCUUUUUUCUCGAAAUUUUAGAAAAUGAAAGGUCAUUUUAUGGCCAAAAACUUUUUGUAAGGCGCAAGUCGUUUUGAGGUCGGGCGCAAAGGAAUUUCAUGAAUCGCAGAGAGUUAGGCCAUUCCUCAUGGUCUCAUUCCAAAAAAUUUUGAACUUUUUUUCGGAAUUUAGGACGAAAAACGAUCAUUUUAUGGCCAAGACGCUUUUUGUGUGGCGUAAGUCGUUUUGAAGUCAGGCGCAAGAAAAUUUUCUCAGCUUCUAUGCUUAGAGCCAUUCCAAUUGCGGCCACAGACUUGUUGUUAACUUUUUUGGGUAUGAACUGGCCAGGAUCAAACUUGCCAGAGGCUCUCAAUUUUUUGGUCGAGCUUAUGAAUAGUAAGGAGUUGAGCCAUUCCUCAUGCGACCAUGGAUCCAUUCAGGGAAUAUUGAACCUUUUUUCAAAAUUGAAACGAAAAAUGAUCAUUUUAUGACCAAGAAGCUUUUUGUAAGCCGCAGAGGUCUGGCGCAAAAAUUUUAAUAAUUGCUUCACGUUAAACCAUUCUCCCUGCGACCAUGGAUCCAUUCAGGAAAUAUUGAACUUUUUUUCGGAAUUGAGGACGAAAAACGAUCAUUUUAUGGCCAAGCGCUUUUUGUGAGGCGUAAGUCGUUUUGAGGUCGGGCGCAAAUAAAAUUUUAUGAAUAGUGAGAAGUUGAGCCAUUCCUCAUGCGACCAUGGUUUCAUUCAAAAAUAUUGAAUCGUUUUCCACAUUUUGAGACAAAAAUGGUAUUUUUCUGGCCAAAAAGCUUUUCGAGAGGCGUAAGUCGUUUUGAGGGACGAAUUGGGCUGCUUUUUGUAGUAAUACCUGAAACUGAGAAGUGAGGAUUAUUGGAUAUUUAGGAACACCUCAAACCCCGUCCCUCGAUCCGUUGAAUUCUACGAACUUGGGAUUCGGGGUCUUGCCCCGAAACCGUCGAAAAGAGCCCAACAUGUGAGAAAUGACCCAGAAAAUGAUAAUUUCAUCCAUUUUCAGCUGUUUUUCGACGCUCUGGGCCGGUUUCGGAAUUAUAUAAUGGAUCAGAAAAUUGAAAAAGCGUCGCCUUUCGUGAUCGUCUUCAAAAAUGAGUUCUGCCUGUCCCAGCGGUUGGACGAGUCCCCGAGACUUGAUGGGUGAGCAUUUCUUGAGAAACGGUGCGGUUGCGACGCGUUUUGGCGCCAAUUCAAAAGCUGUCCCUUUUAUGGAAAUUAUGAAAAACGAAAAAAAAAAGAAAGAAGAACCUUUUUGAAAAGUGGUAGAUGCGCAAAAUUGAUUUCUCCAACAGAAAAUGCAAAAAUUUUUCAAAUUGGCGCCGAAACGCGUCGCGACCUCUCCGCACGCGAAAAUGGCCGCGAAUCGAAAUUUCUGAGUACCUGCGUCUCUCUGUCCCCACGGCCCACUUUUUCUCUGUAAAGUAUCAUGUGUCGUCUGCAUGCACGGCGCCGCUUUCGCGCAGGAAAAUUCGUCUCAAAGACCUCUGGCCACGCCUGCGCCUUUAAUGUUCCGCUUAUUCACGUCCUACCGUUCCAAUGACGUCAUGUGGGAGCGGUCAGAGAAAAUGGAAAUAGCACGUCGAAAUGAGAGCGUCGCCAAAAUUGACUACAACAGUUUAUGAAAAGAUCAAUCAAAUCAAAAUGUUUUAUUUUUCUCACACAAGUAUUAUAAUUCACGAAACAGAUUCUGUCAAUUUUUAUGAAGUUUCGAUCAAUUGAAUUUUUUCGAAAUGUUUGAACCCUUUUAAUGAAAUAAUCACGUGCUUUUUGAUGAAAGGAUUGUCCCAAAAACCAAAUUUUCUUCACCUCAGACAUUUUUUACGACAAAAAUCACUGUUUGGGCCAUUUUUCACUUGAAACUCAACAGAAACUAUGCUGUAGUCAAUCCUUCUCGGUUUGAAAAGCGAGGGAGGCGGGGCAAGGGGCGGGACGCGUAGCGUGUGCGUUCGCGGUUCUUGGCCCGAGUUCAAUUCAAUUGCCGCCGACUAUUCAAAAAGCUCGGCAACCGCUCUUUUUCAAUGUUUUCUACCAUUUUUGAUGCACACAUGAACAUAAUCAAUAAAUGAUUGAAAAAGAAAUGAAAAAAGGGCUUUUCAAACAGUUGGCGGCAGUUGAAUUGAACGCGUCUCAAGAACCGCGAACGCACACGCUACGCGUCCCGCCCCUUGCCCCGCCUCCUUCGCCUUUCAAGUCGGGAAACAUUGACUAUAGUGAAAAGAAUUUUCUGGUGAAAAUUUCGAGUUAAGAUUCUAAAAAUUUCAUCAAGCCUCUGAUCAAAAAGAUGGGCCGCUUUUGUAAUAUUCUGUUCUUGAAAGUCUCUAAUGAUUUUUUCAGCUUUUGCGAGAUGUGCUACGACAAGCUGCUACUCACGCCAAGCCGACCCAAUACUUUCAGUUGA
This is a messenger RNA of Caenorhabditis auriculariae, 11382 nucleotides long. NCBI's taxonomy places the organism in Eukaryota, Metazoa, Nematoda, Chromadorea, Rhabditida, Rhabditidae. The record is from the annotation of a GenBank genome assembly.